GCACGGAGCGGUCAGGACUGGACUCUCUGACGCGCAAUCUUCUUCAGUUGCCUUGACAUUAGCCUUGCAGACUUCUUUAUACUCGUCUAGAUCUGGGAAUUUCCUCGGAAUUGUUGGUGUGUUUACCACAAGUUGUUAGUGAAUAGUGACUGCGGGUAACGACUGAGACUGUCCCGCAUGUGACCAGCCUGGCUUCGGCACCAUGGCAUCCGGACAGCAACGAACUCGUCGCGCCGCCGCGAACUUACAACCUGACAACUCCUUGCCUGACACCGAAGACAGCAAACGUGUCGCUAAUCGCCUCGCACAGCGCAAAUUCCGUCGCCAACGCAAGGACUACAUCGCCCACCUUGAGAAUGAGCUGGCUCUAUGCCGUGCCGGUGCCAGCGAGGAAAUCGAUCAUCGCCGACUGGAAGUUGCCCGGCUUCGUGAAGAAAAAGCCGCGCUGAGGGAGCUCCUGGAACACGUUAUCUGUAACCUUUCUCAGAUCUGCGGAACCGAUAUCUCCAUCGCUGGUAUCUCCACGCAACGUCAACACAAUGCACUCGUUUGCCCUACUACUCCCACUGAAAAAGAGUCGCAAUGUGACUAUAAUCCUUCUGGCAGUUGUCAUUCGGCCCAAGGCGAGAGGCUAUCCGAGCGCGGACAGGAACCCUUCACAGAUGACACCAACAGAGAAGACCUGGAGAGGGCGAUUGACCAAGAAGGAGCUUCAGCAGCCCAAUUUGACACCUCGAUGCCGAAUGCUGUGUUGAACGCGGAUACUAGCCUGCAAUUCAUGACUGAUGACGCACCCAUUCAGCCCAGCCAACUAUGCAGUCACGCGUCAGGACCUGCUCAACCCAGUACCAAUAUAAUCGCCCGAGCACCAAUCCAAGACGAGCUUUCAAUUAACCUCGCUUUAAUCUGGAAUGGAGUGUCUGACGAAUCUCAACCGCCUGACUCUGUUGGGGCUGAUCAUCACGGCCAACGUCGGUUCGGGGGAGGCAGUUUUCACCAACCGUCUGCGGAUCAUACCAACAAAGACGCGCAACGAUUAUUAACGGGCCGCAAGAGUCCCAUGUCAGACUUCGACAGCUUUCUCUUCCGCACGCCUGGGAACCUUAGAAACAUCUGCCGCUCGUCAGGUUGCUUAGGGCGCCAUGAUAAAUCAGAAAAAACACAACUCAUGUCUAUCAUGCUCCGGCGCCGGACAGAUGAAGUCAUCGACUCGUGCACACGCUCUGGCGAUUUGGUCUCGCUCCAGUCUAUCCAGGCUAUGGAGCAAAUCUUGGUGAACGGCUUGGUCAACACGAUUCUCUCUAUGCAAGCCAUGUGUAUGCAGUUGCUCGGUAUCGAGUCCAUGUCCUUGUCCGGCGGUUGUGCAUGGGUCGUGUGGCAGAUCGUCAAAACUUUCUGGGUACUACCUCGUCUGGCUGACUGCGGUGUGUUGGCCACUGCAACUGAGCUUGGAUUUUACUCGGAUGUCUUUCACGAUACGAUGCCAGCUUGGCUGCGUCCAACCGAUAUCCAGAAGACCUUUGAGCACAGCAUAGCCAUAGAUUUCAUUCCGUGGGCUCACCUGCGGGAGUCGCUCAUCAUGCAUGAGGAUGAGAUCGUGGUAGACGACGUUUUCGUUAGUCUCCUCAAAAGACAAAUUCCAACAGGUGCCGAGUCUGAUCGUCUAGUGAAUAUAAAAGAUGAUGCGCCUUGGGACAGUAUCCGGCGUCAAUUCCAGACUAGCCACGACAGGUUUCUGCGCGAUUCGUUCUAUGGUUCCGUCUCCAUGUUCAAGCUAGGCGAGGUCUGUGAGCUUGAUUCAGCAAUACCUAUCUGCACGAACCUACUGGUGGACAGCUUAAUGGCUCAUCACGAUGAGCUAUCGUCAAUAGCAACCUAACAAUUAGUUGAUCUAUAUGUGAAUAUACAAUUGAAGGAGCUUAACUAUGUACCGAACCAAUUGGCAAACAGCAUGUUGCUACAAGUAACAGCAGGAAGGAUCUCUCCUCCGGGUAUGUCAAUAGAUAGUUGGAAAACUACUUGGGAUCCUGACGGGAAGGAGGAUAAUCAUCACGGGGCGAGAUCACUUGACCUGGAAUCCCGCCAAGGCAUGUCCUCCGGGAGGCCACUGCGUGAAGGGAAGCCAACGUCCUCCUAAACCUUCCGCUUAGAUAGGAAGUUAGGGAGGACAGAACUAGAAGCAAUAAGGAUAUAAGGAUAG
This is a messenger RNA of Bipolaris sorokiniana ND90Pr, 2200 nucleotides long. RefSeq lists its product as uncharacterized. The coding region runs from base 203 to 1879 and encodes 558 amino acids. Gene Ontology annotation, molecular function: DNA-binding transcription factor activity. The record is from RefSeq and is a predicted model, not a curated record. Gene Ontology annotation, biological process: regulation of DNA-templated transcription. The transcript is spliced from 3 exons. Lineage: Eukaryota; Fungi; Ascomycota; Dothideomycetes; Pleosporales; Pleosporaceae.